UCAUUGUAUUAAGUUGUACAAUAAUAAUGUAGACUUUUUAUAUUUCUUUAGAGCCUCUUAAGUUUCCUUUUCCAUCUUUCUUUGUGGUCCAAACUCUUCUCACCAUUUCCAUUCACUAACAACCUCAAAACACACACACUAUCACUAUACCAUGCUUGAAUGAAAUCUCUUCACUUUGUUGUUUCAUAACAAACUUUCCCUCCGUACUAUUGAGAUUGUACACAUGUUGAAUAAUAAUCUAAAUACUUCCACCAGCCAUAUAUCAGAGGAAAACCAAGAAGAUGAACAAAUAACAGAAAUAAGAGAAAUCCAUGCCUUAACACCACCUCGUCUUCCACCUCCUCCACCACCAACCAACCGCGGCAGCCAUAGCCACCGUUCAUCAUCUCUAUCCAUGGCUAGCACAGAUAGUGAAAACUUCACAACUAUAAGCAGAGAAUUCAAUGCUCUAGUUCUAGCAGGAUCAACUGUUGACCACAACAACAUAAGUCCUCAUGAACAUGAAACAGCUAACAACAACAAUAACAAUAACAGCAACAAUUUGAGGAGGAUUAGAGAAGAUGAUCAUAUGAUGGAAGAAACCAAUCCUUUGGCGAUUGUGGUAGAUAACAGCCCUUUUGAUCCUAUUCCAUCUCCUACUAGCAGAAGAAAUAUGGCUAGUGGAAGUUCACGUGCAAGUGGUCAAGGUGGUAGUGAAGAACAUGUGUCGGUGGAUAGGGUGAAGAAGGAGGAAGUUGAUGCAAAGAUAUCAGCUUGGCAGAAUGCUAAAGUUGCUAAGAUUAAUAACAGGUUCAAGAGAGAUGAUGCUGUCAUCAAUGGCUGGGAGAGUGAACAGGUUCAGAAAGCUACUUCAUGGAUGAAAAAAGUUGAGAGGAAGCUGGAAGAGAAAAGAGCAAGAGCCUUGGAGAAGACGCAAAACAAAAUAGCGAAAGCUCGAAGAAAAGCCGAAGAGAGGAAAGCAUCAGCAGAGGCAAAAAGAGGAACUAAAGUGGCUAGAGUUCUUGAGAUUGCUAAUCUUAUGAGAGCAGUUGGAAGACCUCCUGCUAAAAAAUCUUUCUUCUAAGUUAGUUUUCAUAUUUUAAAAAUUGAAAACUUUUUUAGGCACAAAAAAAAAAGGAUAAUAAUUUUUCCUUUUUAAUUAGUUAAAGAGUGCAAGAUGGAUUGCAGUGAGAAGUAUAUAAUUAAAAUAGCAAGAUAAGGUGAUAUGUAUCAAUCAUAUCAUAUCAUAUAGUUUAUAAAAACCAAUUGGAGUGUUUAUAAGUGAUAAUAGAUUAGUGUUUGAAUGUGAUGAGUGUACUAAGUGGUUUGGUGACAUGCUUAAUUAUUUGAUCAUUGUGGUUGUUAAAACACUUUGGUGUUUUGUGUACAUUGCUUUAA
This is a messenger RNA of Medicago truncatula (barrel medic), 1377 nucleotides long. RefSeq names its product remorin 4.2. NCBI's taxonomy places the organism in Eukaryota, Viridiplantae, Streptophyta, Magnoliopsida, Fabales, Fabaceae. Bases 224 to 1063 code for a protein of 279 amino acids. The transcript is spliced from 2 exons. The record is from RefSeq and is a predicted model, not a curated record.